AUGUAUAGAUGCUGGGCCGCCUUCACGGCGCGCCGCUGGCCGCUGUACCACCCGCUACUCACCAAUAUUGACUGGCAUAAGAAGUACCAGUCGCUGGUGGAGUCGUGCUUCUGCCGCAACUGCUUAGUGCAGAUGUGCGUGCAGGCGCAGCCGGCCGGCGAGGAGAACGCCUGGCGCCGGAACCGCCUGCGGAACGAACUCAAGAUGUUGCGCAACGACCCGCCCGAGGGGAUAGCGGCUACCCCACUGGACCCGAAGUGCUGCCACUGGCAGGCCAGCGUCACGGGGCCCGACGGCUCGCCCUACGAGGGCGGCGUCUUCUACCUUUACAUACAAGUUCCAUACGCGUACCCAAUGAGCCCGCCAGUGGUCCGUUUCUUAACUCGAGUGCUGCACCCCAACGUGUCGCGGCACGGCGACGUGGGCAUCGACUCCGUGCACCACAACUGGUCGCUGGCGCUCACUAUAAGCAAGGUGCUCAUCUCCAUCCAGAGCCUGCUCACAGAUCCAUAUACCGCGGUCUGUAUGGAGCCAGAAAUCGGAGAGAUGUAUGUACGGGACCGCGCCAGAUUCGAAGCCCUCGCACGACGGUGGACGUGGCGAUACGCGAUGCACGACAUCCUACCUCACUGAGACGCGGUAAAGUUCACAAUCGUCUGGCAGAAGCUGUUCUGAGACUAGCCCGCUUGGAAGAGGUACCUAGUCUAUGAAUGAAUCUAAAUGAAAUCUAGCUAUUGAGGCCUUGAAAUUCUGUUCUGAUGCCUUCCCUCUGCUACAAAGCAUAUUGUAAUAUAUUUUAUGUAUUUCAUGCUACAAAACAUGUUUGUCUGAUGCUUAAUGGAAUUUAGUGGUUUCAGUAUAAAGUAGUAGACGAGUAAAAUGUAUCAUUUAUGUAGUCUAUGUCCCAUAUUCCUUAAAAUUAUGGAUUGUAUAAUUUUUGGUACACAGAAACUGCAACAAUGUUAGUCAAAGUUAUUUAUUAGUAUUAUUAAUCUUACAAUCAACACUGGUAUUUAUCAAAUAUGGAACCCUAAAAAGACAGUUAUGUGUUUUGGGUGGCUCUUUAAAAUUUAUGAUGAGUUGUAGACCACAGGAAACUACUGUCUUGCCGGCUACAACGCAUUUUGCAAUCAGUCAAAGGGUGCAAUCACUUGUAAAAAGUUUUUAGAUCGUGAAUGUGACAUCACAAGUCUAAUUUUUAAUGUUGUGGGCAUUGUCUAUCGUAUCUCAUGGUCUGACCUUGUGUAAAUAGUCCAUUAAACUAUCAAGUUCACGGUUUUUGCCAAUAUUUUAGUUAAUUAGCUUAAUAAAAAG
This is a messenger RNA of Ostrinia furnacalis (Asian corn borer), 1314 nucleotides long. Its product is annotated as ubiquitin-conjugating enzyme E2 28-like. The transcript has 5 exons. The coding region runs from base 1 to 633 and encodes 210 amino acids. NCBI's taxonomy places the organism in Eukaryota, Metazoa, Arthropoda, Insecta, Lepidoptera, Crambidae. The record is from RefSeq and is a predicted model, not a curated record.